Messenger RNA from Rhopilema esculentum, 2444 nucleotides. RefSeq names its product HHIP-like protein 2. The record is from RefSeq and is a predicted model, not a curated record. NCBI's taxonomy places the organism in Eukaryota, Metazoa, Cnidaria, Scyphozoa, Rhizostomeae, Rhizostomatidae.
UGCUAAUUCAGACACAAAGAGAUCGAAAUCAGCUUUAGUGACAAUACUGGAUGUCAAUGAUGCGGAAAUGAUGUACUGAUCUUGAUCGCAGUGAACCAGUUUCACUUUGGUUGCGCUUGCUUGAAUCUGUCGUAAUUAAAAAGAACCAGGACUGGCCAAGCGACGAUCAAUAACAUGUUUGUUUUGUUGAUAUUUAGUCUUCUAGCGUACCAUACGCCCGUGGCAUCUGGACAUCCGCAAUGCUUGGACUAUCUUCCACCGUUCCAAUCAGCCAAACCACUAGGCCUAUGCAGAAAAACAUCUCAGUACGGCUGCUGUACGUCUUCAAGAGAUAGAAGCCUUCAAAAUUUUUAUGAUUACGCGAGGCAUUAUGGCAGGGAAGCUGGAGCUCCCAAAGAGUGCGAAGAAUUCUUGCGCACUAUAAUUUGUGCAGAGUGCAGCCCAUACGCAGCACAUAUUUUUGACGCAGAAACUCCACCGGCAAUCAAAACAAACUAUUCAAAGAAGGACGAAAGAUUCCCUGGCCUAUGUUAUUCAUUUUGUUUCAAGUCAUUUAAAGUUUGCCGCAACAUGCUCUUGCGAUUGCCUCUGAGACCAAGUUUUCGGAAAUUCAUAGAGUAUUCUAAUAGCAACGACUUUUGUCAGUGGGCUGUACCAGCAGACAAAGAUUACUGUAUUCCUCAAGUCAAUGAUUUUGUUAUAAGUAGAAGUGCCAAACAGCCACAAAAAGACACCAGAACAAUGUGCGUACAGCCGGUUUUGCAUAAGCUAUUCAACCCUCUGGCUGCUGUCCCAGCUAACGAUGGAACAAAUCGUCUUUUUAUUGGAGAGCAAAGAGGGAUGGUUCAUGUUAUUGAUGUGAAAGGAAAUUUGCAAUCCAACAGACCAUUUUUAGAUUUGAAGAGAAAGGUACUAAAUUCUGGGCAAGCUUGGGAUGAAAGAGGUUUUCUUGGCAUAGUGUUUCAUCCAAAAUUUGCUAGCAAUGGAAGAUUUUUUGUCUACUACUCAUGUCAAGAUGACAAAAAUGUCAGUCAGAAGACCAAUCAAACAGAAGAUGAUGAUCGACAUUGGUUUGACUCCCCGAAGCACAAAAUCAGGAUAUCAGAAUUCAUUGUGUCCAGUUCUGACCCUAAUGUCGCUGAUUCAGAAUCGGAAGUCGUCAUUUUGGAACUGGAAGAGCCCGAGGCCAAUCACGAGGGAGGAAUGAUCUUUUUCGGUGAUGAUGGCUAUUUGUAUAUUGUUACCGGUGAUGGUGGUGGUGGCGGAGAUAGGCACUGGUCAAUAGGGAACUCGCUUAACAUGACAAAUUUGCUUGGAAAGGUUCUGAGGGUCGACGUAGAUGUUUACGAUGGACGUCGGUACAGGAUACCAUCAGAUAACCCUUUUAUUGGAACGAAAGGGGCAAGGCCGGAGAUUUAUGCUUAUGGGGCAAGAAACAUGUGGCGCUGCUCGAAAGAUCGCGGUGAUCCAAUUUCUAGGAAGGGAAAGGGUAGAGUUUUCUGUGGAGAUGUAGGCCAGAACAAAUUCGAGGAGAUUGAUAUAAUCGUCAAGGGUGGAAACUAUGGUUGGAGAGCCAUGGAAGGGAACGAAUGCUACGACAAGACCCUUUGCACUUCUAAACUCAUGAAAAACUACAAACCCCCGAUUAUUGUUUACAAUCACACCGUUGGUAAAUCUAUUGUCGGUGGCUACGUCUACAGAGGGUGUCAGAAUCCAGCAUUGCAAGGGCGCUAUAUCUACGCAGACACUGUCUCUGGUCGUAUGUUUGCUGCGGAAGAAGAUUUGAAGACUGGAAAGUGGAUCUCUGAAGAGAUAGUGAUCGGAAACCAGAGCAUGUGCAACAAUGCAUUGCAGGAUCAGCACGCACCGCAUAUCUUGUCAUUUGGCGAAGAUGAAACCGGUGAAUUAUACUUUGCAAGUGUCUACUGGCCCUCAGCGUCCCAAGCUUUUGGUGCACUUUACAAACUGGUAGACCCAGUAAGACGGAGCGAUCCUGAAAUAUGCAGGAGCUUUUCUUCCAAGCCCAGAGUAUUAAAGAACGUUAAAAAACGCAAAAUUGACGACUCUCAAAGUGUAACCGGUGAAUACAAAAAGCCGAAACUGGAAUGCAAUGAUACUAGAUAUUUCUGCCGUUUUAUGAAUUCGCUGUCGUGGUUAUGCAAGAGGCAUCGAAUUUUGGGGCAACUUUACUGCAAGAAAGCAUGUGGAUAUUGCAAACGUGUUUUCUAAGAAGCAGAUGUUUGUCAAUCUCUAGCUUCCUGUACAUACCUUUUUAAGCUUUCUUUUAGUCUAAACAACCUUCUUAUUAUCACUGUUUGUAAGGCUUAACCGAGAAUGCAGCAUUUGUUGAGAAAAUUCGAAUCUCUUAAUGUAUUCACUAAACCUAUUUGUGUAUUCAGUAAACAAAAAGCUAAAAAUCUAUUGAAUAUCAACAGUUGCAGAAA